Messenger RNA from Trifolium pratense (red clover), 1555 nucleotides. Its product is annotated as septum-promoting GTP-binding protein 1. The coding region runs from base 384 to 1241 and encodes 285 amino acids. NCBI's taxonomy places the organism in Eukaryota, Viridiplantae, Streptophyta, Magnoliopsida, Fabales, Fabaceae. Gene Ontology annotation, molecular function: GTPase activity; GTP binding. The record is from RefSeq and is a predicted model, not a curated record. The transcript has 6 exons.
ACUCAAAUCGAUAAAACUCUCAAGCAGAUCUUAGUCUAGAAUUACCAAAUUACCCAUUCCAUAUCUAGUAUCCAAGAAGGCGGCUAUAAGGAUAAUAUGGUAAACAAAAUUGAAAAAAACCGGUCAACUGUCUCCUAUAUUAAAAAAACAACCUCUUCUACUACUCUUGUACUUUAGUUUGGUCCUCUGUUUCUGUGUGAAAUACACUUAGUGGGACCCAAAAAACCAAACGCCCCAUCAUCAUCAACAACAGCAACAACAACAAGAAAGAAUAAAGAACCAAAAUUUAUUGAAAAACUAAUAAAGAACAACAAGAAGAAAAAGAAAAAAGCUUCAAUACAAUAGAAUAGAACCUCAAUGUCUAAAAACAGAGCCAAAUCUCAAUGGCAAAAGUGAUUGAACAAACAACUAAAAAGAUGUCACAACUUUGCCGGAAAAUUGUUCAAGUAGAUGUUCGAUGGGGUAUGAUUCAAAGGGUAUCUUUUGUUGGUCAGUUUUUUCGAUUCAUUUGGAAUAAACUCAUGGUUUGUUCUGUUGGAAGAUCACAAUAUAAAAGAUUAUCACUUAAUAUUUCUUCUUCUUCAUCUUCUUCACCGCCGUCUCCGGCUGCCGUUGACGAUGGUUUCCGGCAAGAACAACGGGAAAGCAAUAAUGGGUAUGAGUCAGAUUCUGAUUUGGUUAACCUCAAGAUUAGUUUGUUGGGUGAUUGCCAUAUUGGAAAAACUACUUUUUUGAUCAAGUAUGUAGGAAAUGAGGUAGAAAAGAGGAGUUUACAAAUGGAAGGAUUGAAUUUAAUGGAUAAAACUUUGUAUGUUCAAGGAGCUCGUAUUUCAUUUUGUAUAUGGGAUGUUGCAGGUGACAAAAAAUCCUUGGAUCAAAUUCCAAUGGCUUGUAAAGAUGCAGUUGCUCUUUUGAUUAUGUUUGAUCUCACUAGUCGUUCGACACUAAACAAUGUUGUUGGAUGGUACACUGAAGCAAGAAAGUGGAAUCAGACUGCAAUUCCAAUUCUAAUAGGAACCAAAUUUGAUGAUUUUGUUAGACUUCCACCAGAUGUACAAUGGACAAUUGUAACACAGGCAAGGGCAUAUGCAAAGGCAAUGAAGGCAACACUUUUUUUUUCAAGUGCAACACACAAUAUAAAUGUCAACAAAAUUUUCAAGUUUAUAAUGGCAAAGCUCUUUAACUUGCCUUGGACGAUAGAAAGAAAUUUGAAAGUUGGAGAACCCAUUAUUGACUUCUAAAUUGUUCUUUACGCUAAUUCCUUUGUUUUGUAUAUAUAGAAUUAUUAUCAUAAUAAUAAGAGAGGAAAAUAAGAAGAAGAAACAAAAUUUGAAAUUGAAAGAAAGCAAGUCUUUCUUUUGAUAUUGACUUGGAUAAAUCAACAUUUAGCACCUAGCUAGGUAGGUACAUAAUUUACGUGUUGUUUUUUAAGGGCAUUUUGACUAUAUUUUACUAUAUUUUAGAGGGUGAUGAGAAUAUGUAUGGUGUGGCUCAUUUUUUUGGGUCAUUUUCCCUAAUCAGAUUCCCUUGUUUUUGCUAAGGCCAAAGUCACGUG